Messenger RNA from Vigna angularis (adzuki bean), 1765 nucleotides. RefSeq lists its product as uncharacterized. The coding region runs from base 290 to 1546 and encodes 418 amino acids. The transcript has 7 exons. Lineage: Eukaryota; Viridiplantae; Streptophyta; Magnoliopsida; Fabales; Fabaceae. The record is from RefSeq and is a predicted model, not a curated record.
GAUAUAAUAUUAUGAGGAUGAUGGAAAGUGGAAGGAGAGAGAAAAGGGUGAUUUGAAGAAAGAGGAAUAAAACAAAAGAGGGUUAGCUUAGUGUGAGAUGUGUGUGGGUGGCUGUUUAGUGGGUGCCCCUUUGGCUUCAUAGAAAGUGAGAAAGUGGGGUGAGGUUGGGCUAGUUGGUAGUCCUCAUUGCAGUUUUUUGUGCCUGAAGAAGGUGAAAGGGAGCAAGUUCACUCUUCAAAGGUUUUUAGGGGUUGAGUUCAGACUGCAUUUUUUGAAGGGUCGUGUUGUGAUGGGUUCUAGUGGUGCUUCUGCUGUGACCAUUCUCCUUCUUUUCUGCUUGUGGGGUGUCUUCAUCUCCCUAUCUUCUGCUGCUAGGCUCAGUCUUUCAAGGCAGAAGCUUGAGGUUGCUAAGCACUUGAAUCGCUUGAACAAGUCUCCUGUCAAAACCAUUCAGAGUCCAGAUGGGGAUACGAUAGACUGUGUACCUGUUUCGAAGCAGCCUGCAUUUGAUCAUCCAUUCCUCAAAGAUCACAAGAUUCAGACCAGACCAUCUUUCCACCCUGAAGGGCUUUUUGAAGAGAACAAGUUAUCUGAAAAGCCCAAAGCAAAAGUUCAUAUCCCUAUUAGUCAGGCGUGGCAUGCGAAUGGUAGAUGCCCUGAGGACACAAUACCCAUCAGGAGAACUAAAGAGGAAGAUGUUCUGAGAGCAAGUUCGGUCAGAAGGUAUGGUAGGAAGAAGCACAGAGCAAUUCCUAAGCCUAGGUCUGCAGAGCCUGAUCUAAUUAACCAGAGUGGUCAUCAGCAUGCUAUAGCAUAUGUUGAAGGAGACAAGUAUUAUGGAGCCAAAGCCACGAUAAAUGUGUGGGAGCCCAAGAUACAACAACCUAAUGAGUUCAGCUUGUCUCAGCUGUGGAUAUUAGGAGGCUCAUUUGGUCAAGAUCUCAAUAGCAUUGAAGCUGGCUGGCAGGUAAGCCCAGAUUUAUAUGGUGACAACAACACACGGUUAUUCACCUACUGGACUAGUGAUGCAUAUCAAGCAACUGGCUGCUACAAUCUUCUCUGCUCGGGGUUCAUUCAAGUGAAUAGUGAAAUUGCAAUGGGUGCAACUAUUACCCCAGUUUCUGGAUACCGAAACUCUCAGUACGAUAUCAGUAUACUUAUCUGGAAGGAUCCAAAAGAGGGACACUGGUGGAUGCAAUUUGGGAAUGACUAUGUGUUGGGGUAUUGGCCUUCUUUCCUCUUCUCAUACUUGGCUGACAGUGCUUCCAUGAUAGAGUGGGGAGGUGAAGUUGUUAACUCUGAGCCUGAUGGUCAGCAUACUUCAACUCAAAUGGGCAGUGGUCAUUUUCCUGAAGAAGGGUUUGGCAAAUCAAGUUACUUCAGGAAUAUUCAAGUGGUUGAUAGCUCCAACAAUCUCAAGGCUCCCAAAGGCCUUGGCACCUUCACUGAGCAAUCAAACUGCUAUGAUGUUCAAACAGGCAGUAAUGGGGAUUGGGGUCACUACUUUUACUAUGGUGGCCCUGGUAAAAAUCCUAAUUGUCAAUGAGUAAUGAAAAAAAAUGAAAAAAAAAAUGAAAAAUUGCAGCCUAUUGUAUCAUUCAAUCUAGUGUUAAAGCUCUUCUCUACCAUCUUGUAUACCCUUUUCUGUAGUGGAAAGUUUUGACUGGUUUUUUCUUUUAUAUUAAAAGAUUCUCCAUGUAAGCAAGUGGAGUGAAGUGUGGCCAAGUUUCUCAAAAGCCUAAAGAAACAGGCCCUGCCUUUAUAA